Messenger RNA from Cuscuta campestris, 1463 nucleotides. NCBI's taxonomy places the organism in Eukaryota, Viridiplantae, Streptophyta, Magnoliopsida, Solanales, Convolvulaceae. The record is from the annotation of a GenBank genome assembly.
GGUAUCUCAUCUUGUCGUUGGAGAUGGCAGAAGAUGGGAAGUUCCGAAUUGAGAAGUUCGAUGGUACAGAUUUCAGUUGGUGGAGAAUGCAAAUUGAAGAUUUGCUGGUUCAGAAAGAUUUGGACGUGGUAUUGGGUGACAAGCCAGAAAAAAUGUCAGAUGCAGAUUGAGCAGGUUUGGAUCGGAAAGCAAUGUCCGUGAUCUGUCUCUCGUUGACCAAGAAUGUUGCGUUCAACAUUCUGAAGGAGAAGACAGCAAAGGGAAUUAUGGACGCGCUGUCUAACAUGUACGAGAAGCCAUCUGCAGUGAACAAAGUUUUUCUAAUAAGAGAGCUGGUGAACACAAGGAUGAAAAAUGGCACUUCAGUUACCGAGCAUAUCAACAAGUUGAAUUCGAUCUUAGCCAGACUUUUGUCAGUGGGCAUUAAGUUCGAUGAUGAAGUUCAAGCUUUACUACUGUUAUCGUCAUUGCCUGACACUUGGUCCGGAACUGUUACAGCAAUUACCAGUUCAGCGGGACCUGACGGAUUCACUUUUGAGAAGAUUCGUGACCUCGUUCUUGGCGAAGAUGUCAGAAGAAGGAGUUCUGGUGAGUCUUCGGAAGAAUCACUAAAUAUCGUCAGAGGUAGAGGAAAUAACAGAGGUAGUGGGAGCAAGAACAGACGAAGGAGUCGAUCGAAGACUCGGGAUAGCUCAGGCGUAACAUGCUGGAAGUGCAAGGAGGUGGGGCAUUUCAGGAAUCAGUGCCCGAAAGAGGUUAAGCAAGUGAACAUUGCUAGAGGCUCCGCGAGCGACGAGGAUUUGUUUAUCUGUUGUGCGGAGAGCAGUGUAGAUUCCUGGGUCAUGGAUUCUGGUGCUUCAUUUCAUGCUACCCACAGCGGUGAAGCAUUGCAGAAUCUAGUUGUUGGGGACUUUGGAAAGGUACGACUAGCAGACGACGGAGCUCUUGAUGUGACGGGCAUGGGUGACAUAGUGCUGAAGACCCCUGUCGGUUUCUGGACUUUGAAGGAUGUCAGAGUGGUUCCAGCCUUGAAGAAAAGUUUGAUUUCUGUUAGGCAGUUGGACGAACAGGGACACGAGGUGAAGUUCGGAAAUGGGCAGUGGAAGAGUCUUCUCGAUGAUCAAGAAGGCUGGUGGCAACUAGAGGUGGUGGAAUUUUGAGUUCCGUUAUCAGAUUACAGAAGUACAUGUGCACAGUUGAAGCGCAGGUGAACAUUGUUCCGUGGCUUCAAGUGGGAGAUUGUUGAGUGUGAAGCCAGGAAGCUAGGUGGAAGCUAACAGGAAAUUGGCAGGAAGCUACCUAGAAGCUUACGGCUUAAUCAUUGUCUCCCUAACUAAUCUCUAUUUAAGAGAUGCUAAUGUGCUUGUAAUUGUUGUGCAACAACAAAUAAUAAAAUCCUCCUAGUUGCCCCGUGUGGACGUAGGUUGCAGUUGGCGGCCGAACCACGUUAAAUCCUGUGUCGU